Molecule: messenger RNA, 1350 nt
Organism: Amborella trichopoda
Lineage: Eukaryota; Viridiplantae; Streptophyta; Magnoliopsida; Amborellales; Amborellaceae
Product: peptidoglycan-binding LysM domain-containing protein
Molecular function (GO): protein binding
Source: RefSeq, a predicted model, not a curated record
UCUUCCAACCAAACCGCACUUGUUGAAUGGUAGCUGCCGUCUCAAUAAUUGCAAAACCCAAAAACUCCAAAUCUAUCCAACCAUGCACCAACCAUUCAAUCUCUCCCUCUCUCUCUAAAAUCCAACCUCGGCUCUUUCUCUCUACAAUGGGCUGCUGCGGCGAUGAAGACGAGGACCUCCUCAAGCAGCUCCUCCCCGACCCACCCCAAAACCUAACCCUAAUUCCAUCCAGUUUGCUGGAUUCCUCCCUAGAAGUUUCGCUUUCGGGCGAUUGUGAGUCUGUAAUUUCCCCCAUGAAUUCCCAUUUCUACGCCUUGGCUUCAAGGGACAUUCUAAGGUCCAUCUUCGAGCUUCUUUCCAUGUCCGACCUUGCUAGGGCUUCCUGUGUAUGUCGCCUUUGGAACUCCGUGGCUUGUGAACCAGGCCUGAAAACUGCUGCCUUUCGAGCUCCAUGGAAGCUCAGAGAGGUUCUCGGUCGACCCUCCUCUGCUGCGUUCUGGAGAGAGAACAGUCUUUCACGAUUUGCCAUCUCUCAUAUUUUGAAUAAGGGUGAUACUAUACCAGGGCUUGCCCUAAGGUACUGUGUUCAGGUAAUGGACAUCAAACGUUUGAAUAAUAUGAUGAGUGACCAUGGAAUGUACUCGAGAGAGAGAUUGUUAAUCCCCAUUAGUGACCCAAAAGUCCUCCAUGGUGGAACUUGCUACAUAGAAUUGGACUUGUAUGCAAAGAGGGAAGUAGCAGUACUUUAUCUUGAUGGAGUUCCAGAUGGGCAUGCAAGCUAUUUGAUGAAUGUCGAGGCAGUAGGGAGAAGCAAGAAGAGGCUACUUGACUCAAUGAAGAGAAGCUUACAUGCAGAUGAAGGAACUGUAGAGUACUAUUUAUCCAUCUCAAAUGGUGACCCCAGGGCAGCAUAUUCACUCUAUGCUCAAGAUCUCACAUGGGAACACCAGCAAUCCUCCACAAGCUCUUCAUAACAACUUGAGGCAAUUUCUUGAUAACAACUUGAGGCAAUUCUUGAUAAGAAAAUGUGAGCAUUGUUGGUUGUAUAUUCAGUCAAGGUGCUCUUGGGGAAGCAUGUUACCCAAGUAUCACCCCUUGAAGGUUGUUGGUUUCUUAUUUUUCUUUUGAAUUGUUUAUCAUUGUUUUACCUGAAUUUGCAAGGUUAAAUUGUGUAUAGCAGCUAUGUGAUGAUACCAUUAUGAGGGAGAUAUGUACGUGAGGAAUGAUCUCUUAAGCCGUGUAAACUGUUGCAGAAGAGAGAUAAAAACUGAUAAGUUCAAACUUCAAAGAAAACAUUUGGAUGGAAAAGAUAUUUGACGUUUAUAAUGAAAGAAAAAGAGCAAUGUGGAA